AUGGAGCAAGGAGCCCAAAUUGAAGGGAGAGAAAUGAACGAUAUCGUGCAGCCAGAUCUGUACUCCCCGUAUCAAGCCUCUCCGUGCAGAUACGAAUAUGGAGCGGAGGAGUGGGUUAGGAGGGACGUUCCCUGUUUUCACCCCCGCUCGGUUGGCACGGGCAGGCCCGAGUCGAUAGGAACCCCCCCAAAAAAACAAGCCAUAUGUCUUCUCGACGCAGUGCUUUUGCUCGGAGUCGAACCAAGCAAGAGCGGUAAAGCAUAUAGAUGUAAGAGUAAGGACCUCCCACAGAUUCAGAACAAGAUUAUUACUACGCUAGAACUUGGCACACACGCCCUUCCACUCCGUGUCGCACACUGCCCUCCUCGCUCGAAGCGCAGAGACAGUUUAAUUCCACGCUUUUCGUCAUCAGCGCUCUUCAAAUGUCGGCAACAGAAUAUCCUCCUGGCUGCGUAUGAGGAAAGACCGACCGCCAAGUUGAAUCGUCGAGACACACUAGCCCUUUCCGACCCCAAAACCCCAAUACCUUUCGUGGUGUAUUGGUUGUUAGCACCUGGCAACAGAAGCUGGGUUCGAAUCCCAGACUCCCACCGUGACGAAUCCAGAUUCCAGGCAGCUCUCUCAAGCACUGGCUCGGGAGCUAUACUUAUCCUUCUCAUCCAGACGCUCAUGAUUCAGAAUACAAAAAAUGAACUUUUAUUGAGCCUAUACAGUGAACAUGGCACCUCCAAACGCAAACACCAAACCAACGUGAAUGAGUCUGUUUUAUUGCCCCUUGCACUCAAAAGGGAUAGAGGCAAGUUAUCCCUCUCGCCAUUUAGCUGGGUUUCUAGAUCUCAGCGUUCGUAUCCACCGGCAAGUCGUGGAGGACGAAAGAGAAGAGUCGGGGACACCCAUUGGCUGAGAGUCGAUGAGGCGGUAAUCGGGAAUGAGGGCAAAGAAUCUGCGGGUGGCGAAGAGGGAGCCGAAGUCGUGAUCGAUUCGGAUAAUGGACUGUGUUGA
Messenger RNA from Desarmillaria tabescens, 1002 nucleotides. RefSeq lists its product as uncharacterized. The record is from RefSeq and is a predicted model, not a curated record. The transcript is spliced from 8 exons. Lineage: Eukaryota; Fungi; Basidiomycota; Agaricomycetes; Agaricales; Physalacriaceae. The coding region runs from base 1 to 1002 and encodes 333 amino acids.